AAAGCACAACCACCUUUCACACCUUCAAAAUGCAAUUCCUCACCACCAUUCUCGCCAUCGUCACCAUGGCCGGCCUUACCGUCGCCGCCCCUGCCCCUGAAGCCUCCCCCGAGGCCGCUCCCCAGACCCCCGUUGACCUCGAAAAGCGCCAAUCCCUCGGCGUCUUCGUCACCCAGGACAUCAACUGGGGCGGCCGCUCCGAGCACCUCAUCGUCGUCCGAGGGCAGUGCCUCACCCUCGGCAACGGCUGGCCCAACGUCAUCUCUUCCUUUGGGCCUGACAGCGGGUUGACUUGCACCAUUUGGGACAACAACGGCUGCACCGGCCCGUCGUUCGGCCCGAUCACCUUCCCUGGCAUCGCAAACUUGGUGACUGUUGGCUGGAAUGAUAGAAUUAACUCUUUCCGGUGCAACUAA
Podospora pseudopauciseta is the source of this 416-nucleotide messenger RNA. RefSeq lists its product as uncharacterized. Bases 30 to 416 code for a protein of 128 amino acids. The transcript is spliced from 3 exons. NCBI's taxonomy places the organism in Eukaryota, Fungi, Ascomycota, Sordariomycetes, Sordariales, Podosporaceae. The record is from RefSeq and is a predicted model, not a curated record.